AGCCAGGACUGGACCAAGAACGAUGAGAAGCUCCUGCAAGCUGUAGACUACAACGAUGCGGGGAAGGUGACAUCUCUCCUCGUCCGCAAGGGCCUGGUCCCCACCAAGCUGGACUCGGAGGGCAAAUCCGCGUUCCACCUGGCCGCCAUGCGGGGGAACGUGGACUGCCUCGAAGUGAUGCUGGCUCACGGCGUGGAUGCCAUGACCAAGGAUAGCUCGGGUUACACUGCCCUGCACCUGGCGUCCAAGCACGGCCACCCACAGUGCGUCAGCAAGCUGUUGCAGGCCUCCUGCCCUGUGGACGUGGCUGAUGGCAACGGUCGAACAGCGCUGCACCACGCAGCGGUCAGCGGCUGCAUCUCGUGCUCGGAGAUCCUCUGUGAUUUCAAGGCUCCCCUGAACAUCAAGGACAAGGAUGGUUACACACCGCUGAUCCUUGCUGCCAAGAUGAGCCACUCGGAGCUGUGCCGGUACCUGGUGCACCGUGGCGCGGCUCUCAACAGCCGGGACCUGCAGGGGAGGACAGCCUUGAUGCUGGCCUGCGAGAAUGGCAGCGUGGAGACGGUGGAGGUGCUCAUCAACGCCGGUGCCCGGGUGGCUGUGGUGGACUCCAUGGGUCAUGAUGCCGUGCACUACAGCCUGGCCACGGGCAAUGCUCUCAUCCAGCACUUCCUGCAAGAAGCUGCUCAGCGCCGGUCCUGGGCCAGCGAAGAGGAGUCAACUGAGCAGACGUCCCAGACAUCUUCACCCAGCCAGUCAUCUGUCAGGGAGAAGAGCAGCACCCCAAGGAAGAGGAAAGCCCCUCUGCCUCCCCUGGGCACCCCCAGCCAGCGGGCAGAGCUGGACGAGGGCUCGCUGCGCUCCAUGGAGAAGCAGAUCCAGGAGCUGGAGGAGCGGCUGGCGGUGCGGGAUGGUGAAAAGGAGCAGCUGGGCAAGGAGGUGGAGGCUCUGCGGAGCCGCUUGUCCUCACUGGAGAAUGAGAAGGAGAACACGAGCUACGACAUCGAGACACUGCAGGAUGAGGAGGGAGACCCGCUUGAGUUCCCAGGUAGGGCCCUGCCGGCCUCCUAAGGCCCCCGUGGGGCUGGGCAGCCCUCGGGGAGCUGGCACCCUGCAGCGGGGAGUGGGGGCAUGGGUGGGCAUGGUACUGGAGCCACAGGGGCAGUGCUGCGGCACUCCAAAAAGGCGCUGAGCCCCUCGGCCGAGGAGCUGCUGGCCACGCUGCAGGGGCAGGUCCAGUCCCUCACAGUGCAGAACAAGGAGCUGAGGGAGAAAAUACAG
This is a messenger RNA of Cariama cristata (Red-legged seriema), 1281 nucleotides long. Its product is annotated as ankyrin repeat domain-containing protein 24-like. The record is from RefSeq and is a predicted model, not a curated record. Gene Ontology annotation, molecular function: actin binding. NCBI's taxonomy places the organism in Eukaryota, Metazoa, Chordata, Aves, Cariamiformes, Cariamidae.